UGCGGAAAGUCCCAGCCAGGUGUAUGGGUCUAUAGGGAGGGGGGUGGCCCCACCCCUGAGGUAUGAAAGCCCCCCUGCCCUGGUCCUGGUUCAGAGUCUGGAUGGGAGCACUGGGGCUGCAGGGCCGGGGUGGGAGGCCCCAGGGGAGGGGCUGCCUCCUGCUGGCUGUGGCAGGAGCCACUUCGCUGGUGACCCUGCUGCUGGCAGUGCCUAUCACUGUCCUGGCUGUGCUGGCUUUGGUGCCCCUGGAGCAGGGAGAAUUGAUACCCUCUUCCUCCAGGAAUCCAUUCCUGCGCCCUGGAGCCCUGUCCUCUCGUGGGAAGCAUCCAUGGGUGGCCACUCUGCCCCCAGUUGUGGACUCUUCACCAGUUCCAGGGUUUCAGCAGCUGCAGGAAGAAAAGCCAGAAAAGGAUCUCAGGUCCAGGCUCCCCGCUGCCCAUCUUAUUGGCGCCUGGAUGAAGGGACAGGGGCUAGGCUGGGAGGCGAAGAAAGAAGAAGCGUUUCUAAGGAGCGGGACGCAGUUCUCUGGAGCGGAGGGGCUGGCCCUCCCUCAGGACGGCCUCUAUUACCUCUACUGUAACGUCGGCUACCGGGGUCGAGCGCCACCUGCCGGCGGGGGCCCUCAGGGUCGCUCCGUCACGCUGCGCAGCUCGCUGUAUCGGGCUGGUGGCGCCUACGGUCGGGGCGCGCCCGAGCUACUGCUGGAGGGCGCCGAAACCGUGACUCCGGUAGUGGACCGUGCUGGGAGGCCAGAGUACAGGCCCCUCUGGUACACGAGCGUGGGGUUCGGCGGCCUGGUGCAGCUUCGGAGGGGCGAGAGGGUGUACGUCAACAUCAGUCACCCCGAUAUGGUGGACUAUAGGAGAGGGAAGACCUUCUUUGGGGCGGUGAUGGUAGGGUUAGAGCCCGUUGCGUCCCUAGGAAAAUGUCUGCAUGGUGCAAACGUGUGAAUCAGCCCAGGGAUUGGGGACCCAGAUGCCCGAGAUCCCAAGGCAGUAAGAAAAAUGUGGGAGACUGUUUAGAAACUGAUUUUGAACCCGAUGAAAAUAAAAACUGUAAAGCUUUAGUGCCGCCAGU
Sciurus carolinensis (gray squirrel) is the source of this 1077-nucleotide messenger RNA. It is a transcript of the gene Ltb, whose product is annotated as lymphotoxin beta. The coding region runs from base 63 to 950 and encodes 295 amino acids. Gene Ontology annotation, cellular component: membrane. The transcript is spliced from 3 exons. Gene Ontology annotation, biological process: immune response. Lineage: Eukaryota; Metazoa; Chordata; Mammalia; Rodentia; Sciuridae. Gene Ontology annotation, molecular function: CD40 receptor binding; tumor necrosis factor receptor binding. The record is from RefSeq and is a predicted model, not a curated record.